This is a messenger RNA of Cucurbita moschata (crookneck pumpkin), 688 nucleotides long. RefSeq names its product MLP-like protein 328. The record is from RefSeq and is a predicted model, not a curated record. The transcript is spliced from 2 exons. Lineage: Eukaryota; Viridiplantae; Streptophyta; Magnoliopsida; Cucurbitales; Cucurbitaceae. The coding region runs from base 49 to 504 and encodes 151 amino acids. Gene Ontology annotation, biological process: defense response.
ACAUUGUUGUCUGUGGGUGUGUUCCUUAAACCAAUCCAGCUACAAACCAUGUCUCUUGCAGGGAAGCUUGAGAGUGAAAUAGAAGUCAAUGCUCCUGCACACAGGUUUUACCAAUUCUUCAAACAUGAAAUUUCCCAUGUCGUAAAUGUUUGUCCAAACUUAAUCAAAAAGAUUAAAGUUCAUAAAGGCGACUGGAAGGAUCAUUGUCAUGGCUCGAUCAAAGUCUGGAAUUACGUUGUUGAUGAUAAGGCUGAAGAGUUGAAAGAACGAGUUGAAUUCGACGACAAGAAUCUUGUGGUGUGUAUGAUUGGAUUAGAAGGAGAUGUGUUCGAGCAUUACAAAGUCUUCAAAGCAAUAUUCAAGUUUGUGCCAAAGGGACCCAAUCGCAGCGCCGUAAUUCUUAUCUUGGAAUAUGAGAAACUUCACGAUGGUCCUCCGUACCCUCACAAGUACCAUGAUGCGAUGCAUAAGCUGGCUAAGGAUAUUGAAUCUCACCUUAAAUAAUAACAACCUUCGAUAUGUCUAAAUUUGAGUUUUGUCUUUUCGACCUGUAUUCUGAUAUGAACGAGUACGUUAUGUCAGAGUUAGUUCGUUGAGAUGGUGAGGGUUUCAUAAAAAAAGUAAAUAAUGGGUAUCCUCAUGUACAAUAAACGGAUGAAACUCAAAUAUAAUGUUUGCUUAAAUAUAA